This is a messenger RNA of Trichoderma atroviride IMI 206040, 759 nucleotides long. RefSeq lists its product as uncharacterized. Lineage: Eukaryota; Fungi; Ascomycota; Sordariomycetes; Hypocreales; Hypocreaceae. The record is from RefSeq and is a predicted model, not a curated record.
AUGCACUCCUCACACCGCACAAUCCUCGCCGCCAAGGCCCUCCUCCUUGCCAACUUGGCUGCUGCUCAAACAAAUCCAAAUGCCCAGGGAGCAUGUUCACCUACAACAGGUGGCUCUGGCGCCUGUGGUCCCAACGGUUCACAGGCGUGGCUCAACACCGGUGUCCAGGGCAAUGGCUGGGAGCCUCCGUUCCUCGACAUCAACAGCCUCACACACAUCUCGCUGGAUGACUACUACAACGGCGUAGGCCAGCCUUGCCAGCAGUACGACCAGUACUUCAAGAGCUCAGGCUCCAAAUACAACAUCGACCCUGCCAUCCUGGCCUUCAUUGCCAUGCAGGAGUCUUCUUGCAAUGCCGAUGCUGGAGGCUCAACGCCCGGGCUGAUGCAGUGCGACCCGUCCAACUGCCAGAACGGCCAAAGCAGCUGCCAGUACCCCAUCCAGGAUAAUGUCGACUGCGGAGCUUGGGUCCUGCGUUCGGCUCUGGAUAACACCGGUGGCAACGCUGUCCAUGCGCUGGGCUCGUAUAACGGGUGGUUCACGGCCAGUGACGGCACGGGUCUGAAUGGUGGAAAGGGCUUGACAGAGGGCUAUCCUUGCUCUUCCGAAGGCAAGGCACAUGGUGACCCGCAGAACUUGAACUAUCUCCACGAGACGCUGAAUGGAUGGUUCUUGGGUUACGACAUGUAUGGGUCGGACGCCGAUUUGGACGGAGAAUACAACUGCUCGCAGAGCUGCAGCAAUGGCAGCAUUUGCUAG